This is a messenger RNA of Sciurus carolinensis (gray squirrel), 6767 nucleotides long. It is a transcript of the gene Rbm41, whose product is annotated as RNA binding motif protein 41. The transcript has 8 exons. Lineage: Eukaryota; Metazoa; Chordata; Mammalia; Rodentia; Sciuridae. Gene Ontology annotation, cellular component: U12-type spliceosomal complex. Gene Ontology annotation, molecular function: pre-mRNA intronic binding; U12 snRNA binding. Gene Ontology annotation, biological process: mRNA splicing, via spliceosome. Bases 222 to 1373 code for a protein of 383 amino acids. The record is from RefSeq and is a predicted model, not a curated record.
GCCUUGUUUGGGUGUCGAGGACUGCUUUCUGGAACCACGAAACCAUGUAGUGUUUUCAAAAGUUACAGGUAAACAGCUGUGUGAAGAGUGAUGAGCAUGUCCUGGAGGAGCUGGAAACAGAAGGGGAGAGGCAGCUGAAAAGCCUCCUUCAACAUCAGCUUGAUACUUCUGUCUCCAUUGAAGAAUGUGUCUCUAAGAAAGAGAGCUUUGCCCCUGGUACUAUGUAUAAGCCCUUUGGAAAGGAAGCAGCUGGGACUAUGACUUUGUCCCAGUUCCAGACACUGCAUGAAAAGGACCAGGAAACUGCCUCUCUCAGGGAACUAGGACUCAAUGAAACAGAAAUAUUAAUCUGGAAGAGCCAUGUUUCAGGUGAAAAGAGGACAAGACUGAGGGCAACUCCUGAAGCAAUACAGAACCGUCUUCAAGAUAUUGAAGAAAGGAUCUCUGAACGUCAGCGUAUUCUUUGCCUGCCACAAAGAUUUUCAAAGAGCAAACAACUGACCCGGCGAGAAAUGGAAAUAGAAAAGUCUUUAUUUCAGGGAGCUGAUCGUCACUCCUUUCUUAAGGCUCUUUAUUACCAAGCAUACCACAAAAAGACAAGUGCAGACAAGUACAUGACCUCAAUGAAGAGGAAGAUAAAAUUAGGCACAAAAGAUGAACCCCAAAAGAAGAACAAAGGUGAUCCCAUGAACAACCUGGAAUGUUUUUACCAAGAGAUGAUAAUGAAAAAACGUCUUGAAGAGUUCCAACUUAUGAGAGGUGAACCCUUUGCUUCCCACUCACUGGUCUCAGCCACAUCAGUGGGUGAUAGUGACACAGCUGAGAACCCGUCAUUACUCCAGGACAAGGGAAAACAGGCAGCACAGGGUAAAGGUCCCAGUCUCCAUGUGACAAAAGUUAUUGAUUUUUCACCUGAGCAGUGUUGGACUGGGCCUAAGAAGCUGACGCAGCCAAUAGAAUUUGUCCCAGAAGAUGAGAUCCAGAGAAAUCGUUUGUCAGAGGAAGAGAUCCGAGAAAUUCCUAUGUUUUCUUCAUAUAAUCCAGGGGAACCAAACAAGGUGUUAUACCUGAAGAAUCUUAGCCCUCGGGUGACUGAAAGAGAUCUUGUGUCAUUAUUCGCUCGGUUCCAAGAGAAAAAGGGACCUCCAAUUCAAUUCCAAAUGAUGACUGGACGAAUGAGGGGACAGGCUUUCAUCACAUUUCCUAAUGAGGAGAUAGCACAUCAAGCAUUGCAUCUAGUAAAUGGAUAUAAACUGCAUGGGAAAAUAUUGGUGAUAGAGUUUGGAAAGAAUAAAAAACAACAGUCAGAUCUCCAGGCUACUUCUCCCAUAUCAUGUACUACACCUAGUAGUACAGAAAUCAGUGGUAGCUAGGGAAAAUAUAUAUAUAGUGGGUCCUGGAUAAUAUUUCUUGCAUUAGAAUCUUGGAUUAUAGAUUUGCAUAUACAUAGAAAUUUGUUUGGAGUUGAAGAGUAUAAAUUAACUGAGAGAAGAAAACAGUAAUUAGGACAAUGCCUUUCAGCUUUCAGAGAGAAUUAGUAGAAAACAUUUUUUAAAAUUAGAGACUCCCUAGGACAGAAAAUAUCCUGAGUAUUAAGAGUAAUAUACAAAGAGUAUUAUUUUUAUGAUAAAUUUCAUAGAAUUUUUCCUGAGGAUUUUAUAAAAUCUCUAUCAUUUUCUGAUGUUUUUAAUAUUUACCCCUAGAGAUAACAUUCUUUCCAGGACUGCCUCCUUUAUACAAAACUUUAAACCUGAUUAAACUUUGAAAUAUUUAUUUACUAGAGUCUACUUUUCCCUAAUUUUAUCCACCUAGUAAACAAUAGAACAGGCCCCCCAGGCCUCAGAUCAACAAACACUGUUGGGUCAGAAUUGUCAGCAGUAAAAGUAGGUAGUUUCAUAAUACAUACAACAUAAUACAGUCAUAAUACAGUCAACAUGCUUAAUGAAUUCUUCCUCACUAAGUUAUCAGAGUCUUCCAAAAGCUAUAUAUUUUUUCUAAUGAAAUCUUUUUAAACCAAAAUAUUGGUGUUUUCAUGGCCAUUUAAGCUAGAUACAAUUGAGCAAUCUUUGACUUCACCACAAUAAACAUUAAGUGUCUAGUACUUGUUAAAUACAAGGUUUAUGCAUUUUAGAACAGGAAUAUACUAGCAAAGAAUUCUAAGGGGAUAUGGAAAUAGAGAGUUCUCUGGAGGAGAAGUAGUCUGUCUCAAAUCCCCUAGUUGUUUGUUUAUUGUUGCUGAAUAAUAGAAAGACAAUGGGGCUUUGAGGAAGUAGUACUAACUUGGGGAUCAAACCUGUGAACCUCACAGCCACACUUAACACCUUGUACUUGGCAAGUCACUUUAUGAGCCUCAGUAUUCUCAUCUAUAAAGUGAGGAUAAUAAUGCUUCUUACCUCAUUUGGGUUGUGGGCAUUAAGUGAGAUAUUUCUAUCUAAGGUGAAGAACAGAAAUAAAACAGAAUGGAUAAAAUUGAAGAGAGUAUAGGCCUUGUGAGACACCAUAAGCACUCCCAACAUACAGGUAAUGGGAGUGCCAGAAGAAAAGAGAAUGAAAGAAGGAGAAAAACACUCCAAGAAAUAAUAACUGUAAGUGCUUCAAAUUUGUUGAGAAACAUUAAUUUACACAUUGCAGAGCCUCAGAAAACCCCAAGUAGGAUAAACAAAACAAAACUACAGAUACAUCCUAAUGAAAAUACCAAAAUCCAGAGACAGAAAAUCUUGAGAGUAGCACAAAGAAAAUGAACUAUCACUUAUCAGGGAACCCCAGUAAGAUUAACAACUGACUUCUCAACAGAAACAUUGCUGGUGGCAAUCAGAUAACAUAUUCAAAGUACUCAAAGGAAGUAACUCUUGACCAGAAUCCUGUAUACAACAAAACUAUUUUUUAAAAAUGAAGGUGAAAUAAAAUAUGCACUUGUAACAGAAACCAGAGAAUUUGUUACAGGCAAACCUCAUAGAAAAUAUUAAAGGAAGUUCUUCAGGCUGAAAGCAAGUGUACUCAGACUUUAUUUGAAUAUGCAAACAAAUUAAAAGAUCAUCAACAAAGGUAAAUAUGUAAUUAUAAAAGGCAAUCUAAAUCUAUUUUUCCUUUAUUAAUUUUAAAAUAGUGGUAUAAAGCAGCAUGUGUAUAGUUGCAUUGUUUUGUUUUUAGCAUAAAACAUAUAAUAUGUUUUCCAAUAACAGAACAAAUAAGGCAGAUGGAAAUAAUGCUGUGUUUUAUUGAAGAAAAGACUCGAUGGUAGCUCAAAUCCACAGGAACAAAUUAAAAAACAAGGAGAAAAAAAAAGGUAGUAUAAAAAAGCUGUAAAUAGACUUGCUUUUCUUCUGUCAACUUUGUUAAAAGACAUAAAAUUAUGUUAAGUAAUGAUUAUAAUGUAUUAUGGGGUUUAUAAUGUGAAAAUAAUACAUAGGACUAUCAUACCACAAAAACUGGGGGAGAGAAAUGGGUUUAUAUAGGAAUAAUAUUUCUAUAUAUCACUGACAUUAACUUAAUGUAUAUCUUUAGUCAAUACGGUUUAGUUAAAGUAUGUAUGGUAAGCCCUGGAACAACCACUGAGGAAAUAGCUUUUAAAAAAAUGAAAUAUUAAAUUUAAAUGUCAUAUUAGAAAAUAAUAUAAAAGGCAAAAAGAGGAAAGGAGAAACAAACAAAAGUUGAAACAGAUAGAAAACAAACAGUAAAAUGACUUUCAUAAGUCCACCCAUACCAAUAGUAGCAUUAAAUGUGAAUGGUUUAAACAGUCUAAACAAGAAGUGAAGAUUGUCGCACUAGGGGAAAAAAGCAAAUUCAACACUUUGUUGUUUAUCAGAGACACUAAGAAUUUGUACAGAAAACUGUGCAACUCACAAAUAUGUGGAAACUAGUCAUGCUUUUAAAUGACCAAUAGGUCAAAGAAGAAAACAAUGGAGAAAUAUCAAUGAAACCAGACCAAAAGUUAGUUUAAUAAGAAGAUCAAGAAAACUGACAAAACUUAUGCUAGAUUUAUCAGGAAAUAAAGGACUUAAAUUACUAGAAUCAAAAAUGAAGGAGAAAAUUUUAGAAAUAAAAAUAUUGGAAAACAAUCAUGCAAGCAGCAACCAUAAGAAAGUAUAGUGGCUAUACAAAUAUUCAGCAAAAUGGACUUUAAAACAAAAAAUGUAACUAGAGGUAGAGUUAUAUUUAAUAAUGAUGAAAGUUUCACUCCUUCAGGAAGAUGUAACAGUUAUAUUGUACCUAAGAACAGAACUCAAAAAUACAUGAAACAAAAACUGAGAUAAAUGGGAGAAAGAUAUCUACAAAAAAGUUGGAGUAUUUAAUAACCCCAUUUUCAAUUAGAAGAACUUGAUAGAUGAUCAUCAAGGAAGUAGAAGACUUGAACAACAUGAUAAGCCAAAUAGAUCUAAAGGACAUCUAUAGAACAUUCUACAUUCUACAACAGCAUCACAAUACAUGGUCUUCUCAGAUGCAUAUGAAUCAUUUUAGGAUAGAUCAUAAACCAUAAAACAAGUCUUAAUAAAUACAAGUGGACUAAAAUCAUGUAAAGUAUGUUCUCUGAUCACGUGGAAUAGAGUCAGAAACCAGUAACAGACAACUGUGAAAUUUAUAAUUAUGUGGAAAUUAGGCACACUUUAAUAACCAAUAGUUAAAAGAAAAAAUCACAAGGGAAAUUAGAAAAUCCUUUAAGAUGAAUGGAAAUGAAGACAACAUUCCAAAACUUAUGGGAUGCAGCUUAAGCAAUGCUUAGAGAGAAAUACAUAGGUAUAGACCUAGUUAAAGAGAAAAAAAUCACAUAAAAAAACCUUUCUUUAUACCUUAAGACCCCAGGAAAAGAAGAGCAAACUAAAUAUAGAACAAACAAGGUGGAAACAUAAAAAUUUAGAUGAAAAGUAAACCACAUUGAUGACAGAAAACAGUACAGAAAAAUCAAUGAAACCAAAUCAAAAGUUAGUUCAGUAAAAAAAGAUCAAAACUGGCAAACCUUUUGCUACAUGUAUCAGGAGAUAAAGGAGAAUCAAAUUACUAGAAUCAAAACUGAAGGAGAAAAUAUUACUACUGACUUUGUAGAAAUAAAAAAGGAUUAUGAAGGAAUUCUAUGAACAAAUACAUGUCAAUAAGUUAACCUAGAUGAAAUGGACAAAUAUAUAGAAAACCACAAAUUACCAAAACCAACUCAAAAAGGAAAAUCUGAACUGCCCUAAUAACAAUUAAAUAGGUUAAAUGAGUAAGGAAAAAAAAUAUCCACAAUGAAAAGCUCAGAUUCAAAUUGCUUUUUAGAUGAAUACUGCCAAAACUUUAAAGAAGAAUUAAUACAAUUUCCUCAGUAUACUCAUCCAAACAGUAGAAGAGCAGGGAGCACUUCUGACACAUGCAGGACCCCUGAGAAUGUGUUCAGUAAAGGAAACCAGUCACCAAUGACUUAUAUUUAUAUGAAGUGUCCAGAAUUGGCAAAUAUAUAGUGACAGAGGAUUAGUGGUGUUUUUGAGUUGAGGUGGGAGGGAAGAAAUGGAAAUGGCUAGGGAUUAAAGCUCAAGUAUAUGAGGUUUCUUUAGAGGUUGAUUAAAAUGUUCCAAAAUUGUGUUGAUUAUAGCACAACAUUAUGAAUUAUACUGAAAACUAUGACCUAUGUACUUUAAGUGGGUUAGUUAUAUGUGAACUAUAUCUCAAUACAGCUGUCACAAAAAUAGGAAGUUGGAUAUCACCCAAAUAUCCAUCAGUAGGAAAAUGUGUAAAUAACAUGGCACAUACACUUAAUGUAAUACUAUGCAGCCAUUUAGAUAUUGGACUAUAUCUAUGAAUAUAUUCUGACCUAUGCUCAUAUCCAAGAUUUUGUAUUAAGUUAAAAAGUUAGAUGCAGAAAUAUGCAUAGUGUUAAUACAAUUUUAAGCUAAAGUAUUUAUAUAUAUGGUAUAUGUAUAUAUAGAUAUUUCAAAAUUAAUUUAGGAAAAGGCUGGGAAAUAUAUAUACCAAAUUGAAACCUUUGGGAAAUAAAAUUGGAUAGUGAAAAUAGGUUUCAGUUCGUAAAAUUUUUGAAAUGAUGUGAUUUGAACUGUUUUUACUUCUUUCAGUAUUUUUAAAUUAAAAUUAAAUACUCUUGCAAUUACUUGGCUUCCAGCAUAUUUGUCAGACCCAUUAUGAAGAUAUCAUCUGACUUUACUCAGGACAAACUUCUAUUCCUCUGAUAGACUGUUCACUUAGAAUUAACUCUCCAAUUUUAAAUAUAAUUUAAGUGAUAGGUAAUAAGUUAUCCUGGUAUAGCCUCUUGCACAUGUAACCCAGGAACUUACUUCUCAGCUGAACUUUCUGAAAGGAUCUGCUUCCUGUUGGGUGAAAAAUCUCACCUCUGCUUGUUACUAGACCACAGCCUAUUAACAGUGGAGGAAAGUAAAUCUGGAGGAUAUAUUUCAACUGGUGCAUCAAUACAGAAACUAAUAUAUCCAGACAAAGAAAUUCUAUGCAGCAAUAAAAACUAGUGAAUCAUACAUGCAACAACUUGGAAUGAAUCUUCAAUGCAUUUUGCUAAGUAGAAUAAUCCAAACUCAAAAGGCUACUACUGUUUGAUUUCAUUUGAACAUUUUCCGGAAAAGCAAAAUAAAUAGGGAUAGAGAAAAAUAUCAGUGGGUAUCAGGGGACAAAGAUAUAGUACUCCUUAACUAUAAAGUGGUAACAAUAAUGGAGAUUUCCUGUAUCUUGAUUGUAGUUGAGUGUGUGCAUUUGUCAAAAUUUAGAAUUGUAUGCCAAAAGAAUGAGUUGCUGUAUGUAAAUUUUUAAAUAAAUGUAUUUAUAAUGGAGGA